This is a messenger RNA of Cuscuta epithymum, 1690 nucleotides long. The record is from the annotation of a GenBank genome assembly. NCBI's taxonomy places the organism in Eukaryota, Viridiplantae, Streptophyta, Magnoliopsida, Solanales, Convolvulaceae.
CAAUUUUGUAACUCUAUAACCAGCGUCAGCCGUCGAAGACAUACAUAUCCUUUGGACAAUGGGCAAAUGGGCAGCUACUCGCUCACAUGAAAGUAACCAGUCAAAGUGAUCUGAAAUUUGUUAGAUGAUUCUAACUCUGACACUCUUUUUUGUUUUCCAUGAGAGCCUAUUCUAAAUCUGCAUCCAGAUCUUCUCGACACAUAUUUGGCGGUCAAUCGAUUCUAAAUCUGCAUCCGUUGGAGCCAUAUUGGGUUCUCCCGGCUGAAACCAUACCAGAAGCUUCCGGUGGAAAGCAUCAUCAGUUUUUCGUGGGUACAUAGUCGCUAACAUCUCCAGCAGGCGUGACCCCGGGGAUCGAGAUAGCAAUCGGCUAAGGAUAUUCAUCAAUAACAGCUAGCAACGGCGUGUUCAUCAUUGGGCGCCGACGACUGGUGAUGUGGCACAGAUGCGACCAGAUCCAGCCAUGCCAAGCUUACACGUUCGAUGGCUACAAGACGGAGUUUGUGUUCCAGCUUCCGCAGAACUGCAGAAGUGGUCCUUUCGAUUCCCUGAGCAUCGAGAAUAAAUUCAACAUCGUCGACAACAAUAGGUAACACUCAGAAAAACUGAGUAAGUUAGCAAGGCUACAAACAUCUUCCAUUUAUGCAGUUUAUAUAUCCAGUUUAUGCCUUUUUAUCAAAAGUAAUAAUAACAUGUACAUAAAUCAGUUUUUCCUUGGGUUAAAUAAAUCAGCUUUUAAGAAGGUCACAGACAUGGCAAUGAGCAAAUGAUUGACGGUGCUCAACAAUUGGUGCAUCCAGACCAUCGGUGAUGAAGGACCAAUAGUAUUGGUGAAAAUACAGCACUCUUGGGGCCAUAGCCCACAUCUGAAGGUUAGAUUAACAAAUAAUACUUACUCUUUGGAGAAGCAAAACAUGGAUGAAUAUGAAACUCAUUUCACUGUUACGGAGGCGAAGCAUCGGGCGUGGAGGAGGCAAAGCAGUGUCCCAUCCACUGCAGCGACAUCAACGGAGGGCCAUAGACGGUGGCGACCAGUGCCUCAGCAACAAGUUUUCCAAUCUUGGGUAGGCGGGCCUGGAGCUUUCCUUUUCAGUGACGGUGGCCAACCGAGAGAUGACGCCAAAAUUAACGGGGCAGAAGGGAAACCAGCCAUAUCGAGGGAGUGGAGACAGUUUCGAGUAGGGAGUGGCGAGGCGAGUGGCGGAUUGCCAGUCUGUGCUUCUCUGGACUUUGGCACUGCAGCUUGCGGACUUUUGGAAGAAGAAGACCGAUAAGUUUUCUUCAACUUUGGCUCGGGGCUUGCGGACCAAGAAAUCAUGGUUUGGUUUACAAACACUACACUUUAAUAAUAUUGUUUAAAAACUUUCAACUUUCAAUAAACAUUUGGUAACAAAGUUUUAUAAGCACUUUGUUUUUUUAUGUCUUGGAUAUCUUUGGUUUUUUUAUAUCAUCAUUCUUGAGAAUGCUGAGAUGAUAAAGAGAUACGACAAGAUGAGAAAAAUCAUAGAAGUUAGAUGAAUUACUUGAGAGUACACUAAGACAUGAUCAAGACAUUGCUUUUUUUUUCCUGGCGGUGACAGUUUAUUUGUUGUGAUUGUUUUGAACGGCUCAUUUCCUGUUGUGACUGAUUUAGCAUUCUUCCAGGGUUGUAUUUAAAGUUUGUCCUCAUACAGGAGAUUUGUACCUUCAC